Molecule: messenger RNA, 1464 nt
Organism: Adineta steineri
Lineage: Eukaryota; Metazoa; Rotifera; Eurotatoria; Adinetida; Adinetidae
Source: the annotation of a GenBank genome assembly
AUGUCAAAUAUAAUUAUCGAUAAGACUGAUGAAAUUCAAUCUUAUGAAGAUUUUCUCGAAGAUUUCAAAGUAGAUCCCUCAGUAACAAUUUUAUCUAAAAAUUGUUUAUCACUUCUAAAUGAAUAUGCGCAAUUAAAUGGACAUGUUCUAUUAUUUCAAGUUAUUUCACAAUCAGGACAAAGUCAUCAACCAAUUUUUGCAAUAGCUGUUCUUCUUGAUGAUCGACAAUUUCCAGCUGCAUCAGCAACAACUAAACGCGAAGCAUCUAUACAAGCAGGCUAUAAAGUUUUAUAUCAAUUAUGUUUAGAUGCAAGACAAACUCAAAGAUUUAUUACUGAUACUAAUUGUACAUUAUUUGAUCGUAUUGCAUCAAAAAUUUUAUCAACAUAUCGUGAUUUAUGCCUUAGUGUUCAAUUAGAACUUAUAGGUUGUAAAGUUCUUGCUGGUUUUGUUUUAGAAGAAAUUGAUAAACAAACCUUGACUGUUAUUUGCUUAGCAACAGGUAAUAAAUCUGUUGGUGGUUCAGUUUUAUCAUCACAAGGAUUAGUUGUUCAUGAUAGUCAUGCUGAACAAUUAGCACGUCGAGGUUUUAUUAGAUAUUUAUAUCAACAAAUAGAUUAUUUUCAAAAAAAACAAGAAUCAAUAUUUGAAAAAACAACUGAUGAUAAAUUUAUAUUAAAAUCAACAAUGCGUAUUCAUUUUUAUACAUCGUUUGCACCAUGUGGUGAUUCAGCAUUAUUUACUCCUCGAGAUAAAAUAGUUGAAGCAACAGUAAAAGAUGAACAUGAAUUAUAUCGUACAGCACGUGUACAAGGUCAACUUCGAUCUAAAAUUGAAAAUGGUGAAGGAACAAUUCCAACAGAAAUAAAAAGUAGUAUUUUAUCUCUUGAUGCAAUUACAAAUGGUAAACAUAUUCGACAUAUGUCAUGUUCAGAUAAAAUCUUUCGUUGGAAUGUUUUGGGUAUUCAAGGUGCACUUCUUUCACACAUAAUACAACCUAUAUAUCUAAAUUCUAUUACAAUCGGUUUUCCAUUCCAUUAUGGUCAUUUAUGUCGAGCAUUAUGCUGUCGAUUACAAGAUUAUUUUCAUUCAAAUCCAUUACCGGAACCUUAUCGUUUAAAUCAUCCAUUGAUUGGACAUACAAACUUCAAAUGGAAAGAAGAAAUAAAUAGAAAUACGAAUUCCGAUGAUAGUCUUAAUUGGAAUAUUGCUGAUAAUAAUAUUGAAUUAAUUGAACCAUCAACAGGAAAACGAAAACCAAAUAAUGAAAUAUCUCGUUUAUGUAAAUCAGAAAUAUUUCAAUUAUAUAAAAAUUUAAAUACAACCGAUAGGAAAAGUUAUUAUCAAAUGAAACAAACAUCUAGUAUAUAUCAACAAUGUAAAUAUCAAAUGUUUCGUGGUUUUGAACUUUAUUAUUCUACUGGAUGGAUAUCAAAAGAUCCUUCGCUAUCAAUGUUUUUAUAA